AUGUUCAACAUCGAUUGGAAGGGCCUUGCCCUGCCCUUUGCCUAUGUUCUCGUCCUCGGCAGCGCACUCAUGACAUUCUCGACCAUCUAUCGAAAGAGAAAAGCUGCCGAGAGUGCCAACUUGGCUCCGUGGUUCGGCCCUCACCUCCAGCGCAACGUCUACCUGUCCCUGCUACACCUCGAGGACGGCUCCGAAAAGGGCCCCAAGAUACCCGAAAGCGUCCUACGAGCUGCCCUUUUGCGUCGCGCCGUCGAGGAUAUCCGUCGUCUGAUCCAGAUCAAGUCUGCCAAGCAAGCAUGUGGUUCUCUGCUGCAACGAGGCAGUGUGGGUGAUGAUCUAUGGCAGCGAUUCCAACGCGCCGAGAAGGAGAUGGAGGAGGAGCUCAGAGAUGUCGUCACAGAGGCCAACGCUCUCGCUCCAAACUGGGGCCAGUCCAUCUUCCAAUCCGCCCACGAAAUGACGGCCAAUGCUACCAUGCGCAGCUCAAUCGAAGAGAUACUCGCCCAAGCCGAGUCAGAGAAGCAGUGGUGGGAGAAGCGCCGAGGACAGAUCCAGUCAGAGUUCAUGAAGGAGCUCGACGGCUCUGAGCAGAGCUCUUCGGCCAAGACUCCUAGCGAGGAGGAUGCCGUUAUGGUCGACACGCCCUCAAAGAAGAAAGGCAAGAAAUAA
Fusarium musae is the source of this 669-nucleotide messenger RNA. RefSeq lists its product as uncharacterized. Gene Ontology annotation, biological process: post-translational protein targeting to membrane, translocation. Gene Ontology annotation, cellular component: Sec62/Sec63 complex. Bases 1 to 669 code for a protein of 222 amino acids. The record is from RefSeq and is a predicted model, not a curated record. Lineage: Eukaryota; Fungi; Ascomycota; Sordariomycetes; Hypocreales; Nectriaceae. The transcript is spliced from 3 exons.